CGCAGCAGCGUGGAGCCCGGGAAUUGAGCGCCCCCGGGGGGUUCCAGCCGCCGGAUUCCAGCCCGGCCGGGGCCUGCGGGCUCCCAAAGCCGCGCCGUCCGCGCCGUUCGUCCCGGUUGGAGGGACUCCAUGACACAUACUCGGAGGAAGUCCCUUCCCAUGCUGAGUUCCAGCCCCACCGGCCACCGGGAGCCCCUGCAGAUGGAAGACAGCAAUAGGAAACAGGGGCCUGAGGGUGUGGAGCCAGGCAUGCCCGAGAGUCCUGGGCACCUCACAGGGCGCCGCAAGAACUACCCACUACGCAAGCGCUCCCUGGUUCCUGAGAAGCCCAAAGCCUGCAAAGUGCUGCUGACUCGCCUGGAAAACGUGGCUGGUCCGUGCAGCGCUGAUGAGGCUGAUGAGCUGCCCCCUGAUCUGCCCAAGACCCCCAGCCCUGCCCCGUCCAGUGAGGACAUUGGUCUUGUUCAACCCCGCAAGCGGCGUCUGGCCUCCCUUAAUGCAGAGGCUCUAAAUAACCUGCUGCUGGAGCGAGAGGACACCAGUAGCCUGUCGGGCAGCCGCCGUAGCCGAGGAGGAGACCCCCAUCGGAGCCGUGACCGGGCCACUGGGGGUUGGUCCUCCAAGAAGCGACCUCGGCUGGGAGAGUUCAGAGAAGGAAGUCGGGACCUGUCUCCAGAGCCAACUCCAGAUGAAGGUGCCCGCCGCAACGGAGACCCAGCUCCCAAGAGACUGGCUAGCCUGAAUGCAGCUGCCUUCUUGAAACUCAGCCAGGAGAGAGAGCUACCCCUCCGACCUCCUCGUGCCCAUGCAGAAGCCGAUGGGAGCGCCACUGAGCCCUUGGCGCCGAAGGUCCCACGGCCAAAAUGGGCCAAGGUCAAUGGCAAGAAUUACCCCAAGGCCCAGCAGGGAGCUGGCUCUGGGGAGGCUACAGGGCCCCCCAGCUGGCAAGAGCACCCUGAUGAGCCCUGGCCAUCUGGUACUUCUGGUGAGCCAUCCCUCCAGCCACCUUACCAGCCCCUGAGCAAAGCUCUGGAGAGCCCUUUGGAGCUGCGCCCCCACCUGCCUUUGCUCAUGGGCGGGCAGGCAGCCCUGAAGCCAGAGCCCGGACGUCCAGGAGAGGAGUCACCUGCUCCCAAGCAGGAACUGCAUCAGCCCUCUUUCCCUGUACCUCAGCUGUCUCCACUGCCGAUGCCUGGCAACCCUGCCGACGUGAGUGGCCUGUGUGCAGGGCCUGAGCUCACUGCACUCGGCAGCUUCUACCUGUACUGCGGCCAAGAGGGACUGCAGUGUGGGGGCUAUGCUCCUUGCCCCAUGCUUCCAGAAGGCAAGCUGUCUCCAGUGGCUGCCCCUAAUGAGGGGCUCCUCAUGGCCCCCAGCUCAGUGCCCUCAGGCAUCCCUUUCCAGCAUCCUCCCUGGAGUUCAUCUCACUACUGCUCCAGCGAGGAUACGGGAGUGAAUGGCUACAGCAUCUGUGGAGUGUUGCCCCUGUCUCUCACCCACAUUGGAACUACCUGUGGCGGCUGCCCCUACAAAAUGCCUUUUGCAGCAGAAGGCUGCAGGUCCCUGGGUCAGCUGGAAUUUCCUCUUCCAGAAGCUGGCCACCCAGCCUCACCUGCCCACCCCCUCCUGGGGUGCCCUGUGCCCAGUGUGCCACCUGCAGCAGAGCCAGUCCCCCAUCUUCAGACACCCACCUCGGAGCCCCAGACGGUAGCCCGGGCAUGCCCUCAGAGUGCCAAGCCUCCUAGUGGCUCCAAAUCAGGUCUGCGCACAGGCUCCAGCUGCAAGCACACUGUGAGAAGCAAGGCUGCCCGCAGGCCCAGCCACCCCAAGCAGCCACGGGCACAGCGCCCUCGCCCCCGCCGCCGCCGCCGCCGCCGCACUAAUGGCUGGGUGCCUGUAGGAGCCGCCUGCGAGAAGGCAGUCUACGUCUUGGAUGAGCCAGAACCAGCCAUCCGAAAGAGCUACCAGGCGGUAGAGCGACAUGGAGAGACAAUCCGAGUGCGCGACACUGUUCUCCUCAAGUCAGGCCCGAGAAAGACGUCUACUCCUUAUGUGGCCAAGAUCUCUGCCCUCUGGGAGAAUCCCGAGUCAGGGGAGCUGAUGAUGAGUCUCCUGUGGUACUACAGGCCUGAGCACCUGCAGGGAGGCCGCAGCCCCAGCAUGCAUGAGCCUUUGCAGAAUGAAGUUUUUGCAUCACGUCAUCAGGACCAGAACAGUGUGGCCUGUAUCGAGGAGAAGUGCUAUGUGCUAACCUUUGCUGAAUACUGCAGAUUUUGUGCCAUGGCCAAGCGCCGGGGUGAGGGCCUUCCCAGCCGCAAGACAGCCCUGGUACCCCCGUCUGCAGACUACUCCACCCCGCCACACCGCACAGUGCCCGAGGACACGGACCCUGAGCUGGUGUUCCUUUGCCGCCAUGUUUAUGACUUCCGCCAUGGCCGCAUCCUCAAGAACCCCCAGUAGCCUCCCAAGCUCACACUGGGACUGCCCAUGGGCGGCAGGUGGGGCCCAGGGCAGAGGGCACUGCUUGAAGCACAGCACUUGGUUAAGGGGCCACAGGUUGCUGGUCUGUGGCUCUCUUGGGGGGUGGGGGGCAAGGGUCCCUCUGGGUCUGGGCUCUGUGGGAGGAAGGGGAGGCCAGGAUACGACAAAGACAACAGAGCCCUCCGCUUGGCCUGGAGUGCCCAUCCGCGUACCCCUGGGUGGAACCUCCUGAGGAAUCAGUUUUCCCUAAGGCUGAGCCAAGCCUGAGGGACAUGGGCCAAGAAGGGGCAGGGAAAAAGAGAAGAGGUAAGGUCCUUCCAGAACAAGGCCCACCACGGCCUUUCCCUUGCCUCCCCGAGGCUUUCCAAGGGGAACAGGAGCCAGCUUUACCUCACCCACUGUGACCCGCUGCUUCCCUAUCAGCCUGGGACCAGGCUCUCCAGGUUACUAGCACAGCUCUGAGCUUGUUCCUCUGAGGCAGAGAGCCAGACUCUGGCUUCCAGAGCAUUGACUUCCUCUUCCUAGACUUGGGGCUUUUCCCUAGCUUUCCUCCUUUGCCCUUGCAGUAGCCACUGGUGCUGGCACAAAUUGACCUGGCCCUUGUAGUCAUAGGUGUGACCCACAUGUGGGAGUCGGCCUCCUGUCUACUUCCCAUUGAGGGAUACCCAGCAGGUCUGGCUGCUCAGAAAAUUAACUGGUCAUCAUGGAGUUUUAUCAUGCCUGGGAGGGUAGAUGGGUGUUGGGCGACAGUGGAGGGCAGGGGGCAAGGAAAAUUGCUACCUGAUUUGUUGAAGAUUUUUCCUCUUGCCUUAUACUUGGAGGUUCUGGGAAACCUCUUGCAGAACUUCACACAAUACUCUAAGCCACACCCACCCGAAAUCAAACCAAAGGAGUGCUGUGGCUCCCCGUGCCCUGCCACCCCUACCCCUAGUCUUUUGUAGAUUGCACUAAUUUACAUCCCAGCAAGAAUCAACACUGUAUCAGUCCACAGACCUGCUGAGCUGCAGCCACUGCUCUAGGAGCUAGGGACCUGCAUUUUCAGUUCGUUCCUGUUGCCCAGAGACUGUUCUCAUCUCAUGCUGCCCCCCAGAGUAGGUUAAGAUUAGGAGGCUCAUCCCCCUGUUGUCCUUGCCGGGACUGGGCCUGGACUGUCUAAGGGACUGGAGGCCUGAUUAUUUCCUGUUUGUACCAAAGAGGAGCAUGGGGAAGGGAGGUGCAGUGUGACUGAGCCUGUUAGCUGAGCACUUCCACUAGGGCAUGCCCUGGGGCAGGAGCCAAGGAAGGCAGCACUGGGACCUCCUUUAGGGGGAGGAAGAUACGCCCAGCAGGCUGAGGAGGUGGCACUGGAUGAGGACAGUUUGACUUAGGCUACUGUGGAAAGUGGAAAUGAGUCCUUGGGGUACCACCCUGGCAACCUCAGGUCCCUGUCUUGACCCUUAAAAGAUGGGUUGCUUGUAACUGCUCAUUGGACUGGGUGAGGCCUGGUGGCUUCAGGUAGGAAUUUGUGCUUUGGAAGCCUGAUCCCAAACUUGAGGCCGUCUUGUAUUGAAUAAGCUGGAAGAAGGCAUCAGUCUAGGCAGGCAGGCAGUAAGAGGUUGGCAGAGUGGCCGUGGAGCCCUGGAGAGCCAGCUUUGGAGCCUGCUUGUUCCCAGGAUGCUGCCAAGGAGCCCAACCUCACCUAAGGAGAGGCGAGAAGGCCCUCCUCCCAGGAGGCAGGGCUUGCUACCCGGAACUUCAAUGCUUUUGAAAUCUCUUAGAUGUGGAAAUAUUUUUUCGAACCUGAAAAUGCAGCUGGUAGAAUUUCGAUGGAAGCAUAAUCCAUGUAAAAUAUAUUUUAGUUGAUAUUUUGUAAAAUGCACUUUUUGUGUGUGUCGAUCCUGGUUUCCCAGAUCUGUAUUUCAGUGUUUACAAGGGAGAGGGGGUACCCUUCCUCGCCUCCCUUUUGACAGAGAUUAGAAGUACUUCUUUAAGAAAAAAAAAAAUAAAUUUGAGAAGUUGUAUUGAUUUAGAAAAGUA
Molecule: messenger RNA, 4497 nt
Organism: Jaculus jaculus (lesser Egyptian jerboa)
Lineage: Eukaryota; Metazoa; Chordata; Mammalia; Rodentia; Dipodidae
Gene: Bahd1
Product: bromo adjacent homology domain containing 1
Exons: 7
Coding region: 130-2460 (776 amino acids)
Molecular function (GO): chromatin binding
Source: RefSeq, a predicted model, not a curated record